UGCCUGAGUGUUACUUCAGGACUUGUGAGAACGGAUGUCUUCUUAAAAAGAUCCACUGAAUCUGUAAAAAAAUAGAGAGGAAAUGGUGGCUUUAGCAGUAUUAAACUUCUUGCGUCAAAACUCUGCUUUCAAAAUCAGUGGGAACUCCGCAGUGAGAUUUAAACAAUAAAGAUAUUAGUUGCUUAAAUCAAACAUCUGCUGAUGAAGAAAGCCUUUAACAAUUACAAAUACUUAAAAAAAAAAUCGACAAAUUGCUCCCAGUUAAAGAAUCAAAACUGUCAUGUCUUUAUGAUGCCGACAUGUAUGUGUCUGGUUUUUGCUGAGGACAAAAGAACAUACUUUAGUUUGAAUUAGCUCAUUAAUGUGAAUCUAGCGCAUAGAUGUUAUCAAAAAAUAAGUAAUGACUUUAAAAAAAAAUUAAAGUUUGAUGCACAAUCAAACGUUCAACUAGUUUGGAUCCAAUGAGUGGUUUUAUUUCAAGAUGUGAGAAUAUACCAAAACUCAACAGUAGGUGGAGGUAGAGUUGCAUGCAUCACUUUAGAAAACAAGCAGUUUAAAUGCUUCUGCGGAAAGGUCGGCCUCUUCAGAUGGACACUAAAGGCAGAACAGGGAGCAUGUUGGAGUUACUUUCUGCUUUUACGGACUACUAGCUGUUGUCACUGGCUGCAUUUCUCCUAUUGAGACGCAGGGUGGCAUGUAGUUGGAACAAUUUUCCACCAGAGGGCGUAUCGAAAACCCAGGCUACUUCUGAUGAUCUAACGACAGUACAGCGCUGAAACGGGUGUUGAACAACGGAGACGGCCAUUGUUGUUGGUUGUCGGUUGGAUCUGUCACAGGAGUUGGUGUUGGGAAGCAGCUCAACAUGUGCUGACCAGCAGCUCACCAAGCCACAGCACAGGGCAUCUGACAGAGUGGCUACAAGCUGUCAAAGUCGAGGUCUACCACUCAGAUUGAGGUUGUGGUUGUGGCUCGCUGGCCGUGUUCGCAGCUGCAGACUAGAUGUGAAAGCGACUCGAUCAGACGAUGUGUGAACCGGUUCUCCCCUUAUGCCUGCUGCUGUGGGUCCUGCGAGCAACACAAGCUGCUGAGGUCACAGCUCCCCCCAGACUGGAUGCGGUGGCGGGUGAUCCCGCCCACCUUCGCUGCAACAUCACCACGGAGGCGGACGAACGCGUGCACCAGGUGCGCUGGCACAACCCCCACUCCAACAUGAUCCUGGCGUAUUUGCCGACCUCGCCGGUCCGCAUCGUCCACCAGGACGCCAACCUGAAGGUGACGGUGGCGCGCAAGGACUCCAGCUACAUCACCAUCAAGUCGGUGCGGCCGGACGACGAGGGCUGCUUCCACUGCUUUUUCGACGUGUAUCCGUCUGGGAAGCAGCAAGGCACCACCUGUAUCACCAUCACCGGAGGCAGAGUCCGCCUGGAGGGGAACAGGACGGCCGUACGCGGGCUGCCCAUCACCCUGUCCUGCUCGUACACCCUGGCCAAACGGGUCGCCCAGACUCUGUGGAGGAAGACGACGGAGCAGGGCGACACCACCACGGUCGCCUCGUACGCCAAGGUGGGCUCUUACAUGGGGGACCAGUUCAAAGGUCGGGUCAGCCUGAGCCCCACGCUGGGGGAGACCAGGCUGACCAUCGAGGAGGUCCAAACGGAGGACGAGGCGUGCUACACCUGCGAGUUUCACACCUACCCGGACGGAACCAGGAAGGCCGUGGCCUGUCUCCACGUCUACGUUUUACCCAAGCCGGAGGUGAGCCACUCGACGUCGCCCUCAGGAGUCACGGAGGCAAACUGCACUGCCCAGUCGAGGCCUCCGUCCACCAUCCUGUGGGACAUCAGCAUCGGCGCCGUCACCCUGGGUCCACCGGUGUCGUCGGCGUACAGUCAGGGCGACGGCACCACGAUAGUGACGAGCACGCUGCGCUUCCUGUCCGCGCUCAGAACCGUGAAAUGCGUGGUGCAGCACCAGGGUUUAGAGAAAGCCCUCACGCUGGACCUCAAAGCAGACGAUGAUAAGGUUUUGUAUCCUGUUGAAAUGAGUUCCCUCAACAUUGUCCUCAUCUCUGUGUGUGUGGUUGCGACCGUCUUCAUCCUGGGUCUGUGUGUGUUUUUCUGCAAGCGCUUCGUAUGUAUUUGACGACUGAUUCGGCAUCUGGCGUCGCCGCCACUGUUAAGCUCCGGUGGAUUUCUGAACCCGACCCGGCUGCUCGGCACCGUGCAGGAGAAGCUGCUUGUUCUGCUCCUACCAACUGGAAAUGUGCUGCCAGAGCAGACUAAACACUUCUACUGGAAGGAUUAUUUAAUGCUACCAAUGAGACGAAACUGCUGAGAAGUCGACCUUCAGUGGCCUGGAAACCUUUUGCGAUUUGGUUUCAGGUCGUGUCCUGUAACAAACACCCUCUGCAGCUAUAAAGUGCCACACGUCCACGUCGAAAAGUGACCGUCUUAAAUGUGAUUUUUACGUCUAGUGCUCUGAAGUUUGUUGUUGUGGCUGUUUUUAUGUUGAGAUUAACCUGUUAGUUGCACCAGAAGCUCGUGACGCCGCUGCCCUCGUUCUUUAGCAGUCCUGAUUGGUUCAUCCAGCCCACAGAAAAAUGUUGGAAGAAAAACACAAAUAUCCUACUGCGUUCUAAGUUUAGCCUUGUUUCGCGUUCUGACUGGAUAAAUAUACCCUAGCUCUACGUCUGGCCUUUGUCCCUCCAGCCUGGUGGCUUCUGGGACCAAAAUGCAUCUUUUAGUGGUUCCUGAAGACGUACGCUGAUUAGAGGAGGGCCAGUUCUGGACCUGCAAGUAACAGGAAACCCAAACGCAUCCAAAGCUCUGAGGAAGGAUGUGACUUUUUGUUGAACCAGGACCUUGGUGAGUCAUUUUGAGAGCGGAGAGGACGGCAGCUCUGUCGGUUUUGAACUCCUGCGUGUGGGACGGCGGCGACGGGGGGUCGAGAUUUGAUCUGUGUGUGUUUCUGGGGUUCAUCCCGAGCAGAUGAGCCUGUGAAUCACCGCUUGUGUGUACGAGUGUGAGACAGACAGGGGGCGGAUCCGUUUCCACGUACGCGUUUUGUUUUGAAAGGAAGUUUCUGUGUUUCUGUUUUGAUGGGCGUCUGAGUCACUGAGCUGAACUGGAGGGAGCAGCAUCUACAUUUUUGUAGAUGUACUGAGAAAAAUAAAUGUAAUUUCUUUUAUACAAUGACACUUAUAUAGUACUAAACAUUAUGAUUGUGGAUGAGCUUUAAAGAAUUAAAGCACUAUUGUGCAGCUGUUUUGUUA
Molecule: messenger RNA, 3271 nt
Organism: Gambusia affinis (western mosquitofish)
Lineage: Eukaryota; Metazoa; Chordata; Actinopteri; Cyprinodontiformes; Poeciliidae
Product: OX-2 membrane glycoprotein-like
Exons: 9
Coding region: 1024-2142 (372 amino acids)
Molecular function (GO): cell-cell adhesion mediator activity
Source: RefSeq, a predicted model, not a curated record